Messenger RNA from Nylanderia fulva, 1329 nucleotides. RefSeq names its product odorant receptor 4-like. Gene Ontology annotation, biological process: detection of chemical stimulus involved in sensory perception of smell; sensory perception of smell. The record is from RefSeq and is a predicted model, not a curated record. Gene Ontology annotation, molecular function: olfactory receptor activity; odorant binding. Lineage: Eukaryota; Metazoa; Arthropoda; Insecta; Hymenoptera; Formicidae. Gene Ontology annotation, cellular component: plasma membrane.
CCUUGUUUCAGCAUUGCACAUUAUAGAAAUGUUGCGUGCAACAUUAUUACAUAGCAUCGUGCUACGAAAUUGAGAUAUUAUUUAAAGAUAUUAUAAGUUAUAUAGUAUCCAUUCCAACAUGAUUGCCAACAAGUUUUAUGAAAACGAUAUAAAGUAUACCUUUGAGAUAAAUCGCUUCUUUUUUCGUGUAUUAGGAAUCUGGCCGUUCGCGCGCAAAAAUUCCUUUCUUCCCGACAUAGUGCAGACAGUUCCGAUAUUUAUCACGUGUUUUGCUCUUCUUCUUUUUGAAUUAGUGCCGACCACGAUCUACAUAUUAGUAGUCCUGAAAGAUAUUCGUCUAAGACUUAAAGUUUUGGGUAGUAUGCUAUUCACAUUAGUGACGACUGUCAAGUAUAGUUACAUGUUGUUUUACAAGAAUGAAAUUAAAAAUUGUUUGAAGCUAGUUGACGAGGACUGGCGAAAUAUAGUCGAUCCGAGCUCUCGCAUUUCGAUGAUCGACUCAGUAAAAAUUGGUAGACGUUUAAUUAUAAUGUGCGCCGUAUUUGUGUAUUUAAAUGGAGUAGCUAUACGAGUUAUCAUGCCUCUGUCAGUUGGGAAGAUUGUCACUCCUCAGAAUAUCACGAUUAAACCUCUGCCAACCGUGGCGCAUUUUGUUUUCUUCGAUGUGCAACAAAGUCCCGCUUACGAAAUUAUUUUUUUUCUACAAUCUUUUUCGGGAAUUAUAAGGUACACAGUGACGGUGACAACUUUUGGCUUCAUAACUCUCUGUGUAACGCACUUUUGCGCGCAGUUAGAUAUACUAGUUACAUUAAUAAAUAAUUUUGUAAAUGAGCACCAAGAAGAAUAUUUAAACAAGAGAUUGGCCAUUCUCGUGGAACAUCAAAUCAAGACACGGAAUUUUUUACGCUUGGUACAGACUGCUACUCAAUACCCAAGUUUAAUAGAAAUUCUAAGUUCUAGUAUACUCAUAUGCUUCGCAGGAUAUUACAUUUUGAUGGAAUGGGAAAAUCAUAAUACUAUACGUUUAUGCUCAUACGUUAUUGGAUUGUCGAUGCUUUUAUUCAACGUAGUUAUUUAUUGUUACAUGGGCGAACAAGUCAUCGAACAGGAAAAGAAAGUAGCAUUAACAGUGUGCACAUUAGAAUGGUAUCGUCUUCCGAAUGAAAAAGCGAAAACAUUGAUUUUAAUCAUGGCCAUCUCGCACACUUCACAUACACUGAAAGCAGGAAAAUUUAUCGAUCUUUCUCUCAAAACAUUUGGCAAUGUUGUUAAGAUGUCAGUGACAUAUUUAAAUCUUCUACGAUCAUUCGAAUGAGACUUAAGAAUUAG